Molecule: messenger RNA, 483 nt
Organism: Durusdinium trenchii
Lineage: Eukaryota; Dinophyceae; Suessiales; Symbiodiniaceae
Source: the annotation of a GenBank genome assembly
AUGAACACUACCAUCCGCGAGAAAUUGGAGGAGGCUGUGAGGCGGUAUGGGAUGAGGGCAUUUAUCUACCACGACGUCAUAGCUCGUGAGUGCUUCAGUCGAGGGUAUUCUUCAGUCACACCCGGUAUGGAAGCAUGGGCCAAGCAGCUGACAAACAGCUCGAAGGAUACUGACCCACUGGUAUCUUUGUUUCUGGACAGGGUGAUCAAUGACUUCAAGAGAAGCCCACCGGACAUCCGAAAGCCACUGAACUACAAGGAUGCUCUUGGAAAACAUCAGGCGUGUGGCGCCUACAUCCACUUCAAAGCCAUGAUGCAAUCCACGUGUCCAGAGGGCGAAUGGGCCGACCUCUCCAAGGAGUUGGACACAGCUUUCUACGACCAGUUUUUGGACGCUGACCUUUUGUCGGCUUUGCAAAGCUCCGUUCCUCCGGGUGAUGUCGGGGCUAUUGGUGCGAUGAGGCAGUGUCAUAUCAAGCUGUGA